AUGGGUCACAAACGUGAAACCAUAUCUGGUGAUGAAAAGUUAACCGAAACGAUUGUAAUCAGUAACAAAUCACCGCCUGAGCAUAAGGCUGAAGCGAUAAUUUUCCUGAAGAAACACCUCGAUGAGAAUGUCACUCAUGACUAUGCGAGCAUAGAAGACCCAGCUGAACUGUGGCAAGCUUUAAAAGAAAGGUUCGGUAACCAGAGAGAAGUCAACCUCCCUCACUCUCUAGAAGUUGAAAGGAUGAAUAAAACGUACAACACUUUCCACAAACAUCUUCACUUCCUGCCCGAAAUUUACAGAAAAUGCAGGUACUCGAGAUUUUCUGAAUUAAUGGUUGCGCUCAUGUUGCCUGAAAAGAACAAUGAGCUCAUGAUCAAAAACCACAAUUCCCGACCUACGGGAGCCAAACCAUUUCCGGAAGUAAAUGCUACGGCGGUAGAAAAAUCGGAAAGGAGAAACCAGACCAACCGAGAUCGUGGUCGCCGUUUCAACAACAAACUUUGGAAAACUUACAAUCCCAGAUUCAAGGGAUCUAACAAGUGGGUUAGAUCCAAACAAGUUUCUAAGGGUAAAGAAACUCAAGAGGAUACCACCCAGAAGCGUGAGACAGUGUGUUACAGAUGUGGCUGUAAAGGACAUAUCAAAGUGGAGAUAUCAAAGUGGAGAGGCUGUUUGAUCAUCUGGUAA
Messenger RNA from Brassica napus (rape), 690 nucleotides. RefSeq lists its product as uncharacterized. Bases 1 to 690 code for a protein of 229 amino acids. Lineage: Eukaryota; Viridiplantae; Streptophyta; Magnoliopsida; Brassicales; Brassicaceae. The transcript is spliced from 2 exons. The record is from RefSeq and is a predicted model, not a curated record.